UCAUCCGAAGAAAAACACAGAUUCAUUCAAUUCAUACAUGAUUUGAUUAUUAUCCAUAGAAGAAAUGAAUUAAUUUCUAUUUCUUUCUUGUAUAAAUGAUCUAUAUCUUUAUUGUAUAUGUAUAAAUGUUCAAUUUCAAUGUAAUAUUGGAUAUAUUUUGUUUAAUUAGAAGUUCUAUGUAAAUCAAUGUCAAUAAUGAAAGAUUUUGAAUUAGAUAAAUAUUCAACUGCAUUAGUAUCCCAUCGUAAAUCAUUAAUAAAAUCAGAUUAUAAAACGACUACACAUUGUAAUAAUGAAAAACGUUUAAAUUAUCCAUUUACAGAUUUUGAACAUUGGGAUAAAUUCUCGAAAACAGGUAAUAGUAGUAAUAAUAAUAAUAACAAUAAUAAUGGGGAUUCUAAAUCACUAUCUCAUAUUAAAUUACCAGAACGACAUGUAUUCAAUGCAUCCACAGCAUCAUUAAUUGUACAUGUACCUAGUCUAUCUUAUGUAAGUGAAGAUAUAGAUGAUGAUUUAUCAGAUCAUGAAAUUUCUAAAUUAAAUCUAUAUCUAAAUAAUAAUAAAAAGCAUAACCGAAUUUGUCCAAUAUGUAAUACCAUUUAUAUAGAUUUACAACAACAGUUUGACGAUUUUCAUUUAAAACGAUUCUUUAGUUUAUCUAGUAUGAAUGUAAAUAUGGACGGUACUACUACUACUACUAAUAAUAAUAAUUAUUAUUAUUAUUGUGAUAAUAGUAGUAUAACUAUACCAAGACUAUGGGAUAUACUUGAUAUAUUUUCAACUAAUUCAUCUAAAAAUUUUUGUCCAUUUCAUAAAAGUUUAAGUCUACACUACAGUACAUUUUCAUCUAUUACUCAUAAUAAUAAUAUCAGUUCAACUUUAACCAACUCACUUAGUCUACCAUGUUUAUCUAAUUUUGAUGAACAAUUAACAAUGAUAUCAACAAGAUCUAAUGAAAAUACCAUUUUACAUAGUAACAAUAAUAAUAAUGUAAUAUACAAUAGAAAUAUUAAUAAUACUCCAUCAAUUUCAAUAGAAUAUGCUGAUAAUAUCUCUAUUACUACAAAUAAUUCACAAGAACAAAUAAUCAAUAAUCAAUUAUCUGGUGAAACUAAAAGUAAGUGUGAAUUAUGGUUAAAAACAUGCUAAUGUUUUUUUUUGUUUUUGGUUUUUUUUGGGGGGGGUGUUUUUGUUUGUUUUUUUCUUUAUGCUGAUGUUGACUCGUUUUCAUUUUCUCUUUAUUUUCAAAAUUGAUCAUAAUUAAAAUGAUAAAUGUAAACUAAAUAAACUGAAACACUGAAAAUAAUAAUCAAUAUUCUAUAUGUUAUCCAUUUUUUUUCAUCAAUAUGCUGAACAUUAUUGAAUACAUGAUGACAUAUUGUUUUAUUUGUCCCUUCGCCGCCCCCACUCUCACACUCUCUCUCUCUCUCCCAUACACAUACAUACAUACAUACAUACAUACUUAGUUGAUCUCCUUACAUUUUAUCACUGAGUGUUCUCUCUGUUAAAAAAAUAUUGCUUUUAUUGUGAAUGUUCUAAUUUCUAACGUUAUUGUUACUAAUGUUGUUAUAACGUUGUAGUGAUUGUUAAUGUCAUUCCUUUUAUUUCCCUCUCUCUUUCUCUCUCUUUCGCUAGCUUCCUUGCUCGCUCUGUCUCGCUUUUUGUCUCUUUGUGAAUUUUAAUUCUUGUAAAAGUGAAAAGAAAAGUAUUAAGAAAUCUUCCAUUGAUGAAUGAGUUAUUUGUUGUUGUUUUUCGAUUAUUUUUGGUGUAACAGGCGUUGAAAAUGAUGAUGAUGAUUAUGGUACGGUCUUUAUAAUUCGAAUUAUAAAGUGUAAUAACAAUAAUACUCACAAUUGAUUGAUCAUUGAUUGGUGAUCAAUAUCAUGUGUUUCAGGUCUUUUGACUAACUCAAGUCUCUAACUGUGAAGUUAGGUGACAUAAGAUCGAAUCCGUCAGGGAGUAUUUUUUCCCUUAAGAUUAUAGGUACACCUUGCUGAUGAGUGUCAAAUAAUACAAAACCCGGUUCUAGGGUUACAUGUUGUCUACUUUCGACCAUCAUUUUAUGAUAAUAAUACUGUUUUGUUCAUUUAUAGAAUAAUAAAAGCAAAGUGAUUGAAACAAUUGAAAUUCAUUCAUGAUAUAUUAAUCAUGAUAAAUAUUAUACUGUACAGAUAGUAAUAAUAAUAAUCUCAUUGAUUGCACAGUAAACGUUUCAUCUAUACAAGAACUAGAACCAAAUAUAACAUGGGUUGACGAUCGUUAAUGUAAAUAAAAGGACAAUUAACAUUGAUAUAUUGAAUGUAUUGACCUCAUAAAGUAUCGAAAUCGUGUUAUGUUGCAUAGUUCAAUUACUUAUGUUGAUUAUUCCUUAUAUGUAGUAGUAACAUAUUCACAAGCAAUCCAUUCCUUUUCAUAAAACCAAUUUAUGUAAUUAUACUAAGAAAAUUCAACUAAAUAGAUUUAACGAUAUAGUUAAGGAGUAAUGUAAGUACGGUUGAAACUUUUCUUCAGGAUAAGGAUACCCGUAGAUGAAUACGUUUACCAUUAUUUCUUCUUAUUUAAAUCAUAUGAACCUUAAAGUAAACUUAGAAAUUCAUAAAUUUUGUCGGAACUUUAUACACAGAUUUUUCAGUGGUUGAGAUCAUAAGUCAAUUGAAGUUAGACCUAUACAGAAAACCUGGGGGCACUGAACGGUCAACUCAUUCUAUUGUCGAACCCCUCAACGAUGCGAAUCCACGAUCCCACCUCGAGAGAUUCAAACCCAGGACCUAACGACCUCGCACGCGAACGCUUAAACACUAGACCACUGAGUCGGCCAGUAUCCAAUGGUGUUAAUGUGUAGCUUCAAACAAUCCAAGAAGUGCAUAUUUUUCAAAUCUAUAAUUUUUUCUCUAGCUAGAAACUGAUCAUUUUUAUAACCUAUUUGUGGAUUAGCUAGAAAAAAAUAUCAGCUUUAUAUACUAAAUAUUAUAUUAAGUGUCCUUCAACUCCCUCUCUGAUUACUUCAAUUUGACUGAAUAAACUCAAUUUAAUCUAGAAUAUCUAAUCUCUCAAAUAUUGAUUUCCACAAGUUAUAAUUUCUAAAGAGUUUCUAGUUUCUGAUUGAAAUCAUCAAUCGAUCAAUGUUAGACCAUUAUUUAAAACUUAGAACCACUGGAUGGCUAUUUCGUCCGAUUAUUGCACUCCUUAGUAGUGUUCAUUCAAGAUCCCACACUUAAGAAUCGAAACUAGGACCUUCUAUAUCAGUUUUCUAGCAUUAGAUAAUAUGUGCUAACUGUUGUAUGAUAAUAUUUACCAUAUAAACAUCAACUGUUUUUAUUCCUUCUGAAACGUUUGAUCAAUUUGUAGCCAUAAGUCCUAUAUAUGAUAUCGAACCCGAAAUCUUUAAAUCUUUUGUUAAGAACUAUGCUAUUCAAUCAUUAAAUUAAAAUUGAAUGCUCUAAAUAUUGAACCUUAACCAGGUUAUUAUUCAAAGAAAUCACCAACUAUCAAAUUCAAUGAGCUAUAAUAUCAUUCCCUCAUCGGUUAGUUCGGUAGAAUAUGGGUCCAUUUUGAGAAACUUCCAGAUUAUUUGUAAACUAUUCAUUACUAAAAACAUGUUUAUUAUCCAAUUUUUGGACGAAACGACCAUCCAGUGCUUCCAGGUUUCCCAUAGUGGUCUAGUUUCAAUUGACUCAUGAUCUCAACUUUCAUUACAUAAACUCCAUUCAUUCAAUCAUUCAUUCAUUUAGACUAAGGUAAUGUAAAUUUCAUUGAUCAGAAUAGCAUAUCAUCAUCAGUUUUCUUUUGAUUAAUUAGUCAGAUGAUAUUACAUUGUUUUAUCAUUAUUAUUAAGUAUAGAAUAAAUGAUUCCAUAUAUGAUUUAUACCGCAAAUAUAAUAAUGCAAUAAACAUUACUGUAAUAUGUAACUACUAGAUGUGUAAACAAUUUUUCCUACCGAUAAGUGAUUCUCAAUGGUUGAGAUCAUGAGUCAAUUGAAGCUAGACCACCAUGGAAAACCUGUAAGCACUGGAUGGCCGUUUCAUCCUACCGUAGGACUCCUCAGCAAUGAGUAUCCACGAUCCCGUCUCGCAACAUUCGAACCCAGCACCUAUCAGUCUCAUGCACGAACGCUUAACCAUUAGAUAUAUCAUAUGAAGAAACUAUUUGAUUUAAAACAUAUUUGUCUUGAAACAUUAACACAUUCCUCGCCCCACAUAUAAUCAUCUUAUGUAACUUGAAAUGUUCAGUUGAUAUUGAAUAGUUAUGUACUAUUUGUCUAGUAAGUGUUUUUCUUUUAAUUUCAACAACCUGUUCAGUCUGUGGUGUGCGCUACUGAUGUCGAUAAAUAUAAGUAGUAUGUAGCAUCAAUCGUAACUCAACAUUAAGAAGUUCGAAAAAAAGUGAAAUAGAACAGUGAAUGAUCGCUAUGGAAACAAAGGAACAAUAAAGUCUAAGAUGAUUGACAGACAUUUUACAAAUGAAGUAUUUACUGUAUGGUUCUCAAAUCCUACUAAGAUGUUCUGAAUUUCUGUAUUCAAAUACAUUCGAUUUUCUCGUAUUUGUUUUCUUCUUCACUACAAGCAUACUCAGUUGAUUAGUCUUUUUUUAGAAAAAAAGGGAAGUCUAUUUAAUAGACCAAUCAAACUACAUACCUUAAUAGGAACUAAAACCAAAUUUUUAUGAGCAUUGAUUGAUAGAUGAAGUGUUAAAUAUAAGUAGUUUCGAUCUAUAGACCACAUUCAUUGUAGUAAAAGAUUAAAAAUUAAAUAGGUUGUAUUUAUAAUUUUAUACAUUCAAUGUCCAAUUCUUAUAAUCAUGUUUCAAUGUGUUCUGUUAUGUUUAUGGAUUCGAACUGGAUGUUUAUAAAUUAGUAGUUGACCUACAAUGAAAGCAAGAAGUCAUAUUCAAUCCUUAAUAAAAUUCGUUCUUUUGGCGAACUUAUAUCUUAGUGAUAAUGUUAAAACAAACACGAAUUCAUACUCAUUACCGAAUAUAUUCAUUGAUUGAAUAGACGAUUACACUAACCGUAAUGCCAAACUCAAAUUGACAGACUAUGUAGAAACAAGUUAAUGAAAAUAUAUACACAUAAUAAAUAAAAACUAUUAUAUUAGGUGAAUAACAAUUCAGUACCUCCAAUACUUACUUACUUACGCCUGUUACUCCCAUUGCAACAUAUGCCGCCGACCAGCAUUCUCCAAACCACUCUAACCUCGACCUUCCUUUCUAGUUCUAUCUAAUUUUUGUUUAUUCUUCUCAUGUCUGCUAACAUUUCUCAGCAAAACUUGUUUUUUGGUCAUCAACUUCUCUUUUAUUUAGCCUCGAGGAUUCCAUGUGAGGGCUUGCCUUGUGACACAGUUGGAUGCUCUCCUCAAUGUGUGUCCUAUCCACUUCCAGCGCUUCUUCCUGAUUAAUCCUAUCGCUGAGAUCUGGUUAUUUCUCUCCCACAGUAGGUUGUUGCUGAUAUUGUCUGACCAACGGAUCCGAAGUAUUUUGCGUAGACAACUGUUGAUAAACACUUGUAUCUUUUGGAUGAUGGCUUUCGUAGUUCUCCAGGUUUGUAAAAAUAAUUCAAACCUUUUAGCACCUUCAUGGUAAUAUGACGAAAAAGAAAUCGAAAAUGUUCAUCUAUAUGCAUACCAUUCUAAUAAGAUUACCGUCUAUCAACAGAGACUUAUCAAAUACCAUCUUGAAUAUCAAUACCUUGAUCAAAUUGUCUCACAAAUAUCACUUUAAUAUUUAAUAUUAUUGUAAUUUGAUUGAUAGAAUUCAAUCAGCACUAAGGACUAGACAAGCAUAAAAUUGAUCACUGCUCAAUGAUAAACCAAUUGUAAGAUCUCUCAGUUUUACAAACAAUUUGUCACUACCUGAAUAACUCCAUAGCAACGUCAUGAACUGUGAAGCUGCCUGUGAUUGGUCACAGAAAGUGUUGGUUUCCUCGAGAUUAUAGGAAGCCUUGUUGAAUAGCAUACAAAUUUGUAAUGGAAUAACAAAAUCCAUUUUAAUUUGUAAAUUUUCUUUGGUUUUAGCCGUUUUCUGCUCAAAAUUGAUUUCAAGAAAUCGAAAGUAUGAAAACUUUGUGAUGGUCAGAUGUUGACUUGGGACGGCAGUAUGAUGCUAUUGUGUGCUAAAAAAAUGGAAAAACAUGAUUCUAGAAAACGACUUCUCAGUAGCUAGUCGAGACCGAAGGUCCUGGGUUCGAAUCCUGCUAGCAGGAUUAUGGAUGCGCACUGCUGAGGAGUCCCACACUGGGACAAAACAGUCAUCCAGUUUUCCCAGGUUUUCCACGGUGGUCUAGCUUAAAUUGACUCAUAAACUCAACCAUUAAAAAGAAAACUGUACAUGACAAGUAAAUUAUCUUAAGCUUAUUGUAAGUUACUAUCAAAGAGAGGUUUUGUGGAUAUUAUAGUAAUUUAGUAGUUAAAUUUAUCAAUCAAUUGGAGCUAGACCACCAUGGAAAAUCUAGAAACAUUGGACGAUCGUUUCGUUCAUGAACGCACACUGAGGAGUCCCAUACUAGGACGAAACGGUCAUCUAGUGCUUCUAGGUUUUCCAUUGUGGUUUAGCUUUAAGUGACCCAUGAAUUCAACUAUUAAAUUAAUGCAAGUUAUUCAGUAUUAUGUAUAAUUGUUAUUUGAUACAGAACUAAUAAAAUCAAUUUAUGAAGUAAUGUAAAUUCAUCAAUUGAGAUGACUGGGACAUGUGUUACGUAUGCUCAACCACCGACUGCCAUGACAUGCAAUGUUCAAUGGCGUAGGAGUUGGUUGGAAGAAAGCUAGGGUUGGCCAUACAAAAACAUGACACAAAUCCAUGAAGUCACUGACAAGUUGGCUGAGCCAUUAUCGUAAGUGUAGACUAUCUGGUUAGGAUCGGGGAGAUGAUAGCAACCGAUGGUUAGAGACCCUGAAUGACAUGGCUCAAAAUCGUUUACAAUGGCGCAGGUGCAUCCAUUCUUUGUGUUCUCCCAAAUUCUAAUCUUCUGAAUUCUUCAUGUCCCUUUACUUGUUCUCGUUCCAAAUUCAUUUCAUUGGAUUAUGUUUUUUGAAUAGCAUCUUCAAACCCUAAUGUUUCCGAUUACUGCUUAUACUUUUACUACCUCUACCACAAUGGGAUUUGAAUCGACAACUGCAUUUCUGUGCUAAUGUGGUAUAACAAUUCGAACUGAUGAAGGUAUAUAUAAAGUUCUAAAUUUUUGCUGACUGACUGAAUCAAUUUUCUACUGGUGAAUUGUUCUAUCCUUUGACUAUCUUGUAUUAACGGUCAAGGUGUUCAUAAAUAAUAAUUAUUAGUUCAUCAUGAAUGUACUUUUAAAUCAAUUUAGUUAAUUAAUCCUGUUUAGACACAAACUCACGUAUAAAUAUAAACACUUUUGUUGUUAUAUCCCAAUAAGUAGAAAAAUUUAUAUUUCUGAUGUUUCGUGACCUAAUGUAGGGCACUUCUUCAGAAUAAAUAAAUAACCGAUAUCAAAUUAACACAAGUUUUAAUAGUACAAAGAAAAUAUGCUGAAUUAUUUUCCUUUGUACUAUUUCAAAGUACAUUCAUUCAAUUUCGAUUAUGAAUUCACUCUGAAGAAGUAGCUUAUAUUAAGUCACGAAACAUCAGAAAUACAAUUUAUCCUCUACAUUGAGUGGGAUAUAACAAAGAAUGUUAACAUUCUAUUCGAUGCUCAAUGUAUUGGGAACUAUCUAUUCAAACCUUGACAUUGAUACAUAUAGACACAUUAUUCUUUAUCUGUGAAUAAAUCAACAUAGAAAAAGCCGUUUUUAAAAGUUAACAUGAAACACAUCCAAUCUUAAUAAAUGAGCUCAUGAGUCAAUUGAAGCUAGAUCAACAUGGAAAACCUGGAAACAUUGAAUGGUCUACUCGUCUUAUUGUGGAACUCCUCAGCAGUGCACAUUCACAAUCCCAUCUCUCGAGAUCCGAACACAGGAUAUAUCGGUCUGGCACGUGAUCGCUUAACCUCGAGAUCACUCAUUCGGAUGGCAUCCAAUGGUGUUAAUAUUUAACUUCAAACUAAUCUACGAAAUUCAGUGGCACAUUCAUCAUUGUUAUCAGUAAAUUACUAUCUCACAAGAGACCUGAUUGAACUUAACUUUUCACUGCUUCUCAUUAGAACUCCAAGAAAUACCUAUUGAAGCCAGUUACUAGUGAACAUAUAUUGAUUAAUAUCAAUGUUUUCAGGUUUUCCGUGGUGACUCAUGAUCACAACCAUUGAAAGUACUAUAAUAUCUACAAAAACCCUUAUAAUAUAAAUAGAAUAGUCAAUAGAUAGUACAAAAUUACAAUAACAAUAUCAAUGAUAUAUUCUAUUGAAAUUUCUUCAUUUAAAUAGAGAAAAUCAAUAAUUAGAAAAAAUUUUAGUUGCUGAGUGGAUUGUGUAUAUCACUUGUUUUGUUUUGUUUUGUUUGUUUUGUUUGUUUGUUUGUUUGUUUAAAAUUAGGAAUGUCAUAGAUAUUUUUAAUUUAAAAUUGUUUCUAUCCAGACCCAUAAUUCAUUCUCACAUCUACUUUAAUAUGUCAAUAAAUAGUAUCCAUAUUGAUUUAUUUUAGUAUUAAACAGUAUUAGACUAUGUUAUAAUUUUUAUUUAAAUGAUAUUUAGUUAUGUGUAGUUAUGCUUACCCUAGAAAUACUAAAUUUACUUGAUAUAAUUGUUUAGCAGUUGAAAAAUUCUCAUAGAAUAUUCAAAAAUAAUAAAAAAAAUAUUUAAGCGAACAAUUGUUUUCAAUCACUUUAUCAUCAGGCUCUACAGUUAGUUACAUAAACCUUACCCAGAGGGAUUUAUCCUUACAUAUUCAUGAAGAUGUACUAGGAUGGUUGAGAAAAGGAGUUACUAAAUCGAUUAACAUCAUUAUUCUUUCUCAGUUAGUAGAUAGUGAACAUCAUAUCAAAAUAGAGGAAACUUUCUCUGUUUUAUAUCAAGUUCUAAAAUAUCUACCUUAAAGAGCUAGAUUACGAUUGUUCUACAUAGCCGAAGCCAUCAAGAUCAACUCCAGAAAACCAAACUUAUGUAUCCAAAAAAGGUAUAUCCAGCCUCUAUGUUUACCCUGGCCCGGAUACCUAAACUGAAUAUUAAAAACCUCUUAACCCCUUCUGUUUUUCUAAUUACCUCUAUCUUAAUCUUUGUGGUCGACUGGACUACGAAGACCUUGACAUCUGAGGGAAAACACGGCAUAAGAUGGACCUGCUCAGAACCAAUUAGACAAUUUGGACUUCUGUUGUAUUGGACUUCGCAGAUGACCUAGCCCUCCUAUCCCAUACACAUGAACAAGUGCAGAUAGAGACAGUCAGUGUAGCAGCAGUCUCUGCAUCAGUAGGCCUAAAAAUACACAAGGGAAAUACCAAGGUCCUCAAAUACAACACAGAGAACAGCAAUCCAAUCAUACUUGAUGGAGAAACUCUGGAAGAUGUGGAAUCCUUCAUGAACCUAGGAAACAUCAUCAUCAUCGAUGAACAAGGAGAAUCUGAUGUAGAUGUAAAGGUGAGAAUUGGCAAACCAAGAAUAGCAUUCCUACAAUUGAACAAUAUAUGCAACUCAAAACAACUGUCUGUCAACUAAUAUCAAAGUCACAAUCUUCAAUACGAACGUCGAGACAGUUAGUUCUACUGUAUGGAGCUGAAACUUGGAGAGCUACCACAACCAUCAUAAAUAAGGUACAAGUAUUUAUAAAUUGUUGUCUGCGUAAGAUACUCAGCAUCAAUUACUCGGAUACCAUCAGUAACAGCCUUCUGUGGGAGAGAAUAAAACAGCUUCCAACUGAAGAGGAAAUUAGGAAAAGACAAUGGAAAUAGAUAGGAAAUGCAUUACGCGAAUCAUGAAACUGCAUCACGAGGCAAGCCCCAACUUGGAAUCCUGAAGGGAAGCGGAAAAGUGGAAUGCCAAAGAACACAUUACGUCGGGAAAUCGAAUCAGUUAUGAAAAGGAUGAAUAACAACUGGAAGGAGUUGGAAAGGAUUGCCCAGGACAGGGUUGGAUGGAGAGUGCUGGUGAGCGGCCUAUGCUCUUUCAUGAGGAGUAACAGUUGUACUUAACGUAAGUAAUCUUAAUCUUUACAUCCAUCAUUCCCAAUUCGUUUAUCGUAAUUACCUUGACAACAUAUCCCCUUACAACAUAUUAUAUUCACACAACAAUAUUAUUAUUAUUAUCCCAACUGACAAGAUGACAUUCUCCUACUAUGCAUUUUAUUCACACAAGUUUUUUUUUGCAUUUUCAUUUCCGCUAUAUUACUUACUAUUCUACUGAUUGUCACUCCAAAUUAUUCUGACCUUUAUCAGAAGGGGUUUGUGGAGAUUUUAGAAAUUUCACAGAUUGACCUUUAUUAAAUGACCCUUCUAAUUUGUAAAUAACACAAUUUCGAAUUGUAUCUAUGUCGUAAAAGAUGCAAACAUUUACCAUGUUUUAACAAUAUAACAUUGUCAAAUGCAUUAACAGAUACCUUUGUAAAAUAUUAUAAUUAUGGACUUAUAACUGUAGAGCCUGAUGAAGAAGUUAUUGAAAACUAUUAUUGUUUAUUUGAAUCUUCUCAUUGACGUUUAAGACUGUAAUUGUACAGUCUGUUAAUGGUAUAUCUGAAUACUGUGAGUAUUGCCUUGAUAUUGCCUUAAGUAAUAAGCAUUAUAAGCAAAUAUGUAUAGUGUCCAACAGUGAAAUUCAGGACGCGUGUUUCAUUCUAUUUGGGAAUCGUCAGCUGGAUGUACCUGUAUUUCAGAGUUGAUGUUUAUUACAGGACUCGAACUAAAUAUCGUUCACUCCGAACGCCAUCGUGUUAUCCAUUUGACAAAUAUAGUUUAGAGAACAGGAAUGUAUAAUGAAUGAGUGAGAUAGAAAUAAACUGGAAAGAGUGAACAACAAGUAAAGAUGUGAAUAAUAACGAGUGCCAAAUAGCACGAAACUUGGGUCCAGGGUUUGACUACCUCCAAUCACCAUCUAAUCUCAACAUAGCGCACGCAUUGUCGAGUUACCUAGACUGGUGGCCACAUUGUGACUUGGUUGAUAGCAUUCGAUCUGCACUAAGAAGUACUUGACACAUAUAACAUUGAUCAAAACCCGGUGAUCGAUCAAUUGUGAAAAAUCUUAUCUUUCAUUCAUCACAAAUGCAUAAUUUUAACUUCUAUAUUUUAGCAGUUAUUCUAAAUGAACUGAAAAUUUGAGUUCACUAAAUCUCUGAAAUAAUGUGUCCUACAAAUUAGUAUGAGUUCCCUAUGAUUCGAUAGAUCAGACAUAAAUCAUGUAGUCAAUUAAUGAAGAAUAGUAUUCAAUAAAAGAUACAAAUCGAUUUAAAACAAAACCAAGAUAGAUUUCAUCUAAAUGACUGAAUAAUGAAGACGCCAACAUCUGGGCGAAAGCACGGGAUACAGUGGACAUCUAGGAUGCAGGUGGACGAUCUAGACUUCGCAGAUCAUCCGGCUCUUCUGUCGCACACGCGACAACAAAUGCAGAAGACGACCAGUGUAGCAGCAACCUCAGCACCAGUAGGUCUCAAUAUACACAGACGGAAAAGCAAGAUUAUCCGAUACAACACAACAUGCAUCAAUUCAAUCACACUUGACGGAGAAGAUUUGGAAGAUGCAAAAACCUUUACAUAUCUGGGCAGCAUCAUUGAUGAACACGGUGGAUCUGAUGCAGAUAUGAAGGCGCGGAUCGACAAAGCAAGAGCAGCAUAUCUACCAUCGAAGAACAUCUGGAACUCAAAGCAACUGUCAACCAACACCAAGGUCAGAAUUUUCAAUACAAAUGUCAAGACAGUUUUACUGUAUAGGGCAGAAACCUGGAGAACAAUGAAAGCCAUCAUCCAAAACAUUACAAGUGCUUAUUAACAGUGGUCUACGCAAAAUACUUCGGAUCCGGUGGCCAGACGAUAUCAGCA
Messenger RNA from Schistosoma haematobium, 11844 nucleotides. RefSeq names its product Set1/Ash2 histone methyltransferase complex subunit ASH2. The record is from RefSeq and is a predicted model, not a curated record. NCBI's taxonomy places the organism in Eukaryota, Metazoa, Platyhelminthes, Trematoda, Strigeidida, Schistosomatidae. The transcript has a single exon. The coding region runs from base 187 to 1149 and encodes 320 amino acids.